GCCCCCGCCCCGUCCUCAGCCCGCCCGCCCGCACCGCCCCCCGCAGCCGGCCGGCCGGGCCGGGAGCCAGGCCCAAGUCCUCGCCAUGCCGGCCCGGCUGCUGCUGGCGCUGCUGGCGCUGCUGCUGCCCGGCCCCGGGAUUUUUGGAAGUCCCAGCACAGUGACACUUCCUGAAACCUUGUUGUUUGUGUCAACUCUGGAUGGAAGUUUGCAUGCUGUCAGCAAGAGGACAGGCUCAAUCAAAUGGACUUUAAAAGAAGAUCCUGUUCUGCAGGUUCCAACACAUGUGGAAGAGCCUGCUUUCCUCCCGGAUCCCAACGAUGGCAGUCUGUAUACACUUGGGGGCAAGAAUAACGAAGGCCUGACAAAACUUCCUUUUACCAUCCCAGAAUUGGUACAGGCAUCCCCAUGCCGAAGUUCAGAUGGAAUUCUCUACAUGGGUAAAAAGCAGGACAUCUGGUAUGUUAUUGACCUUCUGACCGGGGAGAAGCAGCAGACUUUGUCAUCGGCCUUUGCAGACAGUCUCUGCCCAUCAACCUCUCUGCUGUAUCUUGGGCGAACAGAGUAUACCAUCACCAUGUACGACACCAAAACCCGGGAGCUCCGGUGGAAUGCCACCUACUUCGACUAUGCAGCCUCGCUGCCUGAGGACGACGGGGACUACAAGAUGUCCCACUUUGUGUCCAACGGUGAUGGGCUGGUGGUGACGGUGGACAGUGAAUCUGGUGAUGUCUUGUGGAUCCAAAACUAUGCUUCCCCUGUGGUGGCCUUCUAUGUCUGGCAGCGGGAGGGUCUGAAGAAGGUGAUGCACAUCAACGUCGCCGUGGAGACCCUGCGCUAUCUGACCUUCAUGUCUGGGGAGGUGGGCCGCAUCACCAAAUGGAAGUACCCAUUCCCCAAGGAGACGGAGGCCAAGAGCAAGCUGACGCCCACCCUGUAUGUUGGGAAAUACUCUACUAGCCUGUAUGCCUCCCCCUCCAUGGUUCACGAGGGGGUUGCCGUGGUGCCCCGAGGCAGCACUCUGCCUUUGCUGGAAGGCCCCCAGACCGACGGGGUCACCAUUGGAGAUAAAGGGGAAUGUGUGAUCACGCCCAGCACCGACCUAAAGUUUGACCCUGGGCUCAAAGGGAAGAACAAGCUCAACUACUUGAGGAACUACUGGCUUCUCAUAGGACACCAUGAAACCCCCCUGUCUGCAUCUACCAAGAUGCUGGAGAGAUUCCCCAACAACCUGCCCAAACAUCGGGAAAAUGUGAUUCCUGCUGAUUCAGAGAAGAAGAGCUUUGAGGAGGUUAUCAACCUGGUUGACCAGACUUCAGAAAAUGCACCUACCACCGUGUCACAGGAUGUGGAAGAGAAGUACGAGCAUGCCCCUGCCAAGGCCGAGGCCCCCGUGGACUCCGUGCUCAAGGACAUAGCCACCAUCAUCCUGAGCACCUUCCUGCUCAUUGGCUGGGUGGCCUUCAUCAUCACCUACCCCUUGAGCAUGCAUCAGCAGCAGCAGCUCCAGCACCAGCAGUUCCAGAAGGAACUAGAGAAAAUCCAGCUCCUGCAACAGCAGCAGCUGCCCUUCCAUCCACCUGGAGAUGUGGCUCAGGAUGCUGAGCUCUUGGACUCAUCCGGCCUGUACUCGGAGAGCUCAGGCACCAGCAGCCCCAACACAUCCCCCAGAGCCUCUAAUCACUCCCUCCACUCCAGUGGCUCUGCCUCCAAGGCUGGCAGCAGCCCCUUUCUGGAACAGGACGAUGAGGAUGAGGAAACGAGCAUGGUGAUAGUUGGGAAAAUUUCAUUCUGUCCCAAGGACGUGCUGGGUCAUGGAGCUGAGGGCACAAUUGUGUACCGGGGCAUGUUUGACAACCGCGACGUGGCCGUCAAGAGGAUCCUCCCCGAGUGUUUUAGUUUCGCUGACCGUGAAGUCCAGCUGCUUCGAGAAUCAGAUGAGCACCCCAAUGUGAUUCGUUACUUCUGCACAGAGAGGGACCGGCAGUUCCAGUACAUUGCCAUCGAGCUGUGUGCAGCCACCUUGCAGGAGUACGUGGAACAGAAAGACUUUGCCCACCUCGGCCUGGAGCCCAUCACCUUGCUGCAGCAGACCACCUCUGGUCUGGCCCAUCUGCACUCCCUCAACAUCGUUCACAGAGACCUGAAGCCCCACAACAUUCUCCUCUCCAUGCCCAACGCACAUGGCAGGAUCAAGGCCAUGAUCUCUGACUUCGGCCUCUGCAAGAAGCUGGCGGUAGGCAGACACAGUUUCAGCCGCCGCUCAGGAGUCCCGGGCACAGAAGGCUGGAUCGCUCCAGAGAUGCUGAGUGAAGACUGCAAGGAUAACCCGACCUAUACAGUGGACAUCUUCUCUGCGGGCUGUGUCUUUUACUAUGUGAUAUCCGAGGGCAGCCACCCUUUUGGCAAGUCCCUGCAGCGGCAGGCCAACAUCCUCCUGGGUGCCUACAACCUCGACUGCUUACAUCCUGAGAAACACGAAGAUGUCAUUGCCCGGGAAUUAAUAGAGAAGAUGAUUGCAAUGGAUCCCCAGAAACGCCCUUCUGCAAAGCAUGUGCUAAAACAUCCGUUCUUCUGGAGCCUGGAAAAGCAGCUCCAGUUCUUUCAGGACGUGAGCGACCGAAUAGAGAAGGAAUCCCUGGAUGGCCCGAUAGUGAAGCAGCUGGAGCGGGGCGGGAGAUCUGUGGUGAAGAUGGACUGGAGGGAGAACAUCACCGUCCCCCUGCAGACAGAUUUGCGGAAAUUCAGAACCUAUAAAGGCGGCUCCGUCCGAGACCUCCUCCGAGCCAUGAGAAACAAGAAGCACCACUACCGGGAGCUCCCCACGGAGGUGCGGGAGACACUGGGCUCCCUCCCUGAUGACUUUGUGCGCUACUUCACGUCCCGCUUCCCCCACCUGCUCUCCCACACAUACCGGGCCAUGGAGCCUUGCAGCCAUGAGAGGCUCUUCCAGCCCUACUACUUCCACGAGCCCCCGGACCCUCGGCCUCCAGUGACUCCAGACACCCUUUGAGCCAGGGUGGCCCUCCAUUCUGGUGGCCCCAGCUGUCACUGAGGGCCUGGUCUCUAUGAGUCUGAGCCUGACGCCUCCCAGCUUCGCAGGGAAACCAGGCUCCCAAACCAAGUGCCUUGAGCUGCCCACCCUGCAGCCCGCAGGGGAUGAUGCCGACCCCGGAAGUGGGAACCAUGACCCCUUCUGACCUGUAGGGGGCUGAGAAGAUGCUGGCCACAAAAGCUUUACAAUGGGGGGGUCCUCAGUCAAGGAGGGCCCAUCCCAGAGGCAGCGAAAGAAGCAUCCUCCACCUUCUCCUGGACUCACUGGCUUCAGACUUACACCUUUUUUUUUUUUUUAAACUUCCUGUUUGAUAUCCACCUGUGGGCCUGUUGAGGAAGAGCAAGGAGGGAAUCCCGAGUUUUCCCUGCAUGUGGGAUGUCUUUCCUCGACCAGCUAGGCUGAGAUGCACCAGGUGCAGCCUCUGCUUGAAGUGGGGCUCCAGAGGCGAGUGCUGAGGGAGGAGGAAGUUGUUCAGAGGGGUGAUUCCCGGGGAUUGGUGAUGCCUCUCAUCACAAACGUGCCCCAAGUGUCCCAGGUCACUCUAAUCAGAGUUCCUUCGGGGCAGUGAGAGUUUCGAGUGUGGGGCGCAGUGUUGGAGCAGGUCAGCAACACAGACUGGAAGACGAGGCAUUCUGCAGAUCUCUUAGAAAUGAAGAGGAUGCUCUGUCCUGAGCCUUAUAGCCCAGUGCAUGGUGACCUUUGGUGGAUUCUGGGGGAUGUUUAGGAGCAUUUGGGGAAAGAGGUAAUAAGUUCCCCAUAAAGGAGAGCAGCACCCGGCAGGAACAGGCCUACUGGGGACCAGAGGGGAGCAGGCCAAAUGGGACACAGCUACCCUGGAAGAGUCCCGGGCCAGCAAGUGGGCAAUGAGGCUCCUCCGUCCCUGGAGCCAGCAAGACAGGCCAGCGUAUUUGGGCGCUGAGACCAGGGUUACCACCUGCUUCGUGGGCAGGCUUUUAUGUUUCUCUUGGCAGAUUUUAAUAACUUUAUAUUUUGAUCAUACUGUAGAAUGCUACGUUAGCAUAAGUAAGCUGAACUUGGAGCUUACUUGUGAAGAAGAUAAAAGGCAAGACACGUAAUACGGUUUCUAUUUUGUGUGAUACCAAAAGUCUCCAUCCCCUCCAGAAAGAGCGUUCACGUUCAGAACGCGCCCUGAUGCUGGAGAGUAAAACGUUAUAGCAAGGCUAUGUACGUCCAUUAAACAACUUCAAAGUAAUAUUCCCUAAAUUAUGUCACUACCAUCUUUUUUUGCUAAAAUUAGUAUGAUUUUUAGCUUUAGUUUCAGUCCAAAAUUCCUGUCUUUUCUCUACCGAGAGCCUUAGCGGUUAAAUGUGAUCAGGGUGCAGUGUAAGGAGAUGUCCCCCAUGUCCUUCGUCCAGCCGGGUGAGUGGAUCACGGCGCCUCGCUCAGCGCUGGUGAACCCAGAGACUCCGCUCAGGAGUUGGGAUGCUACUGACUGACCCACGACUCGACUCGCUGUCGCUUCUGUGAGAUGCUUUCCGGUGGUGGGUUUGCCUGCGGGCCACUCGUCCAAAGCUCCCCUUCUGUCUUUGGAGAAUUCAGUUCCCUUUCAGAAUGCCUGAAGUCACUUUUUCCUCUUAAAUUAACAUCAUCCUACGCCUUUAAACCUCAUCCGUUACCUCACGCAGACUUUGGGACCCUGGCGGUUUUUGGCUGGCAUCACUGCGUCUUCUGCUACGCUGCCCAUUUUUCAGGAACACGGCCAGAUGCCUGCCCUCCCCCUCUCUGAUGCAUCUGCACCAUUGUCCCUAUGGCCCUGCGGUCACUUUGCUGCUGGGCCUGAGUGGUGAUGGCCACCCCACCCCCCACCCCCCGGCAGUCAGGUGGAGAAGGUGCCACAAGCUGUGGACCGGGCUGUCGGCUCUCUCUGCUGCUUUGGUCUCAUGGCUGAACAGUGUCCUUGGGAGAGUUGCCAGGUCACUUCUGGCUGCCGGGGCUUGUGUCCUCUCCCUGUUUGGGCCCAGCUUGUCGCCAGGCAACUGGUUUUUAACUCCUUUUCUGCUUAUCGUCUUUGUUUCUAACCACCCACCUUCUCAAACUCAUGUACUCAAUGUAUUUUAUUUCGAGUCCUCGUUGAGUGAGCCAGGCUGGAUCCCGGGUGCUGGGGACUCGGAGGUGACCGAGACCGGCAAAACCUCUGCUUCCGUAAGAGGUGACAGGGACAAUGAGAAGCCAUCCUCCAUCGGUCUUCUCUCUGUUACUUUUAGGAACCUGGUCCCUCCAUGGUCCCUCCACGGUCCCUUGAGUGGUUUGAAGAGGUCUCGUGUGGACGCUUGUCAUGAGCACACCUCGGGCAGCGUCUCUCACAUCUCGUUCUAGUCUCUAGAAUUCGGGCUUCCUGUUGUGCUCAGCACCGUGAUAAAGUGUCUCUGUCCUUUGCUGGAACAGGGUUCUGCAGCCUCAGGCAUCCUGUCACAGCGGAGCUGUUUGAUCUUUAGCACGAUUCCUGGAAGGCUGUGUGACUUCUCAGAAGUACACACUAUCGUCAUUUUUAUAACCGAAUGUGGCCACGUCUGUUGGGAAUCCCGGGGAAGCUGUAACUAAAUCCUGUGGUGAAGCCUGUGUUGCAUCUGCCUCUGGCACACCCGCCAGAGUUUCUCUUGUUGCUCCUGGAGUCUUUUUAACUUCAGUUUAUCAAGAGCUCACGCGUCACUAAGGCCUCAGAGCACUUGCACUUUGGGGAGUCAUUGGUGUCGUGGUAAGUCACUAAAUCAGCUAGCGGCUGACCUCAAACCCCGGGUGCAGAGGGACUCUCCUCCCCCUCUCCGUGCCAUAGCCACCCGAGGCUCUUGCCAGCGAGACUCACUCUGACCUGUUAACACGUAGUGGAAGAUCCACGGGUUAGUGGGCCCAGCAAAGUAUUCUCUUUCUACCAACUCUACGGGAGAGGUCUUGAUCAGAAUCUGCUUUUGGUAGGGUUUGUGUGAAUGCGAUUUGUUUACCGUUGCGUUUCUUUCUCACGGCAGUGCAAGAUGAAUUGGCUGCUGAUCUGACCUCUCGCAGAAUGGGGGGCCUCUGGGUCGUAGGCCUUUCUGCUCUUGGCCGCUGUCUCUUUUAGAAGGUGGACUCUGGCCAGGUGUGGGUUUCCUGAGUCCGCUCCCAUUCUCCAGCUCUGGUGAUCGGAUCCUCAGGCUCCAGGUCCUCGAGGAAGGAAGGCCGCUUCUACUUCUGCCUUCCGUGCCACAAGAGCAGGGAGAGGGAGCACAGCACACCUGUAAAGAGCCUCUUUGAAUUCGCUUUAGCUUUCUCUCUGCUCAUUUAGUUUCCGAAAUCCCUUUUCUUCACAUAUCCCUGUGUAUUUUCCUUGCUGAUUCGUUCACCAUCCUGGAGUAGUCCUCUUAGGCCUGGCACUGGGCCUUUCCUGGAAGAAAGUCACUGAGUGUCCCAUACAGGUGAGCCACAGUUCUGCCUUCCAAGGCUGGACCAGUAUCUUUUAAAACAAAGUAUCCCUCCAUCCUAUACAUUGUAUUCUUUAUGAAACAUUGAUUUCCCCAUGGGUAACCCUGGUUCCAGUUUCUUGUAUUAGCGUGUAAAUCCUUUCUGUAUUCAUUGGACAACCACAGCACAUCUGCAAUGAGCCUCCCACGGGGGCAGCCUUAACCUACACUUCUGGCCAAAGUCCCCAGCCCACUCACCUCGCCCUGUCUUUGGUGGGUACAGUGUUCCUUUUCAGUAUCCCAAAAGCUGUGACGGGGGCGUCCCCACUUACCUAGAAAGCAUUACCAGUCAACAAGAGGCAUUCUCAGAUGCAGACCUUACGUAGUGUUCUUUUUGCAAUGAUCUAUUUAUUUAACCUAUUUAUAUUUAUUUAAUUUUUACUCUGAAAUAUAUCCAGUUAUAAUUGCACUUGGCUUUUAAAGCACAUCAGAUUUGUUUUGGACAACACACCCCUGACCACUCUAAAACUGGAAAAGGAAAAGUUAUGCUGGAUUUUUCCACAGGAUGGACGCCCCACAGUAGUUUUAUCAUUAAAGGGUGAAAAAUUUGGUCAGGGUAAGAAUUUUCAUUUCUGAGUGAUUUUUUUUUUAAACAAAUUCUGUGCCAUUGUGUCUUCUCUGUGGACGGUUGUUUAAUGGGUAUGUGUUAAUUGUGUGAUAGAAUCCUCUCUGUGAACCUACAAUCCUCUUUUUAGCUUUAUAUUUUAUAAACUGCCAGAUUGUACAAUUUUUAUGUGUAUUUUUAAAGCUUGAUGUGAGGGUAAUUAAGUUAAACAGCCUAUUUUUGUACCUCCUGUACAGUUUUAUAAUUCUGCUGAUUGAUGAUGGCGUCUUAUGUGGCGCCAACGACAAAUAAAGAUAGUUUUAGACCUGAAA
Nyctereutes procyonoides (raccoon dog) is the source of this 7386-nucleotide messenger RNA. It is a transcript of the gene ERN1, whose product is annotated as endoplasmic reticulum to nucleus signaling 1. Lineage: Eukaryota; Metazoa; Chordata; Mammalia; Carnivora; Canidae. The record is from RefSeq and is a predicted model, not a curated record. The transcript is spliced from 22 exons. Gene Ontology annotation, molecular function: ATP binding; RNA endonuclease activity; protein serine/threonine kinase activity. The coding region runs from base 86 to 3013 and encodes 975 amino acids. Gene Ontology annotation, biological process: protein phosphorylation; IRE1-mediated unfolded protein response; intrinsic apoptotic signaling pathway in response to endoplasmic reticulum stress. Gene Ontology annotation, cellular component: IRE1-TRAF2-ASK1 complex.